AUGUCGUCAAGAUUUGCAUUUUUUCUCCUCGCCAUUUUUAUCGCGACAUGUUUGGCGAAAAAGAUUCGACCCCCGCGACCACCGCAGCAUAAAGUGGUGGCAGAUUUGAAAUCCGUCGACUUUCUUUUCACGGCAACUUCACCCAAAACUAUACAUGCGCAUUCGAGCUAUCCGGUCAUUCUUUCUGUGGAGAGGUCACUGGGUCAGGUCGAUUUUGAGGUCAGGAUCACAAACUGUCCGAAUCCGAAUGAGGAUCAGCAGGAUUGGGUGGCUCCUGGUGGAGUAUUGAAGAAAGCGAGGAAUAAAACCUUGGUGGAAACGCUGGCGAAAGGUCACGCCACCCUCGAACCGGAAACGAGCACGAUUCUUCAGCUCAACGUGGAAUCUCUGCUUAUCGACGAAGUUUAUAAUAGUCAUUCCGUAAUUAUCCAAACUGACAAACCAAUCUACAAACCGGGGGAAACGGUCCAAUUCCGUGUCCUUUUUUUGGAUCGAUUUCUAAAACCUGUCCCGGUAGAUUUGGAGGCGAAAAAGGUCAUCAUUCACAUUUACGACAGCGAACGAAACAUCGUGAAGUCUUGGACGGGACGGGAGAUCCCAUUUCAGAAAAAGUUUGGUUUCGUCAAGGGUUCUCUCACCUUGUCGAAAGAGCCAAAUUUGGGCGACUGGAGUGUCGAAGUUGUGUCGAAAGGGGGCUCAAUCGACGAGGGGGAAGAAGAGAAGGAAAGUCGCAGCUUUUCUGUGGAUCAAUACGUCCUCCCAAAAUUUAAGGUCGAACUAAAAACGAUCCCGACCUUCGUAACGUUCAACGAGUCAAAGUUCAACGUCGAGGUCAAAUCGAUCUACACGCACGGAAAGGGAGUCCAAGGACCCUGCACUGUUUUAGUUAAGCCAACUUACGAGCCUUACUGGGGAUAUUGGAACGAUCCAGAGAAAGAGAAGAACAGACCGCCUCGUUCCAUCUCGAGGACAAAGGAGCUAAACGCUGGAGUUGGCAUGAUCGAAUUUGAUCUUAAAGAAGACCUAAAAAUCAAAGAGGCUGACGCCACAGAGUACGGAAUGGAGUACACGAUAGAAGCAUCUUGUACGGAAACUGCUUCCGGAAAAAUUAUCAACGCUACGAAGACCAUCCACCUGUACAAGUACCCCUGGAAGAUGACCACCGUCAAUCUCCCUGCCAACUACAAGCCUGGUUUUCCACUUAUCUUCUCCAUAAAAGUGGCGCGACAUGACGACACUCCGGUUGGCGAUGAUAACCCGGAAGCCCUCAAAAUUCGCCACGGUUUCGCCUACAAUGUCGAAGAGGGUGUCAUUUUCACAGCCAUCCCGCCCACUGGAUUGGUCACGGUCACUUUCAAUCCUCCCACGAACGACAUGAUAAAUGUGAACGGGGUGGAAGCCACGUACAAAGGGUUGACCCAAUGGCUGGGCAUUCCAUCCAGGCAGAUUUCUCCGACAAAUUCUUACAUGGAGUUGACCCUGCAGAAUCAUAAGAACGUCUUGGAAAAACCACCCCUCCUCGUCGGCGAAACUGCCUCCAUUCUCGUCCGAGUUAAUAAACCGUUCGACUCGUUGAACUGGGUCAUGAUAUCGCGAGGGGUCAUGGUGGCGUGGGAUCGGAUCUCACUGACUGACCCCGUCCAAGAAAAGUUGCUCAGGAUCCCCUGCGAGGCUGGAUCCGACCCUUCCGUGCAUAUCGUGGUGUACACAAUUCUCGGCGAGAGUGACGACGUGAUAGCAGAAUCGCUCAAAAUUGACGUGAAAGGGGUGGAAGACAAAAUGCUCCGCGUGGGGGUUCGAGACUAUACCGAAUUCAACAAAACCGUCGAACCCGGCACGAAUGUGACCUUGUGCUUUGAAAACGUGGGGGAAGGAAGUCUCCUCGCUCUCCGGGGGGUCGACCAGUCCGUCCUCCUCCUCAAAGAGGACAAGGACAUUGAUGGCAACACUGUCAAAGAAAUCGAGCAACAAUACGAAAGCGGGAUGACCUCGAUCCGUUCCUGGGGCGGUUCUGAUAGUUUCCAAGUCUUUGAAAACACCGGAAUCAACAUCAUGUCGAACGCGAUCAUAACGAAGAACGAAUACCCGAUUUAUCGCACCAGAGAAAAUUUGCAAAACACCAUCGCAAAGUAA
Molecule: messenger RNA, 2133 nt
Organism: Folsomia candida
Lineage: Eukaryota; Metazoa; Arthropoda; Collembola; Entomobryomorpha; Isotomidae
Product: CD109 antigen
Exons: 11
Coding region: 1-2133 (710 amino acids)
Molecular function (GO): endopeptidase inhibitor activity
Source: RefSeq, a predicted model, not a curated record